This is a messenger RNA of Phialemonium atrogriseum, 3603 nucleotides long. RefSeq names its product dynamin family protein. Gene Ontology annotation, cellular component: microtubule; membrane; cytoplasm. The transcript has 3 exons. The coding region runs from base 493 to 3264 and encodes 923 amino acids. NCBI's taxonomy places the organism in Eukaryota, Fungi, Ascomycota, Sordariomycetes, Cephalothecales, Cephalothecaceae. The record is from RefSeq and is a predicted model, not a curated record. Gene Ontology annotation, molecular function: microtubule binding; GTP binding; GTPase activity.
ACCAACACAUUAAAUGUCUGAAACAAACUCACUUGAAGAGACCUCGAAAUUGUCAGGAAGGGGCAGUUUCGGAAGGAGUAGGAAAUUCCAGAGGAUUGAAGUAACAAUGGCGGAGGAAGAGAGAGAAAGAGAGGUAUUUUUCACCUUCGGGGACAUGCCAAAUGUUACCUUCCUGCCAAACGCAAUGCACAAAACGUCCGCCACAUGCAGUUGCCCGUCGAAUGGAUAAAUGCAUAACAUUCAUUUACUGAAUGUCCUUUAAACCAAAUACAAAGUCAGCCACAGAGACCCACAGCCAUCAAGCCACAGAUUUCAUCCUACUUCGUACACCCCUGGGUGGGUAGCUCUACUCCGUAUGCAUUCCUCUCGUCAUAAAGCGAAAGUCUCCCGAUUGCAUAUCACGCUUCAACAAACCGGCCCUCCCUCAACCAUCCCCGACCUCGAAUGAUCAAGCCUGCUAUCUGAUCGAGUUCUCCUACUGCCUCCACCACCAUGAGUGGACGGCUUCUGAGCGCUGGGGCUUUAAGCCCCCUGACGCGACGCGCGCCCCUCCAGUCGUUCCGACAUUAUCAUCGACUGCCCACCGGCGGGCUUCACGGCGCCGAUGCAGCUGUGCGCGCCACGAGGAGGCGCAUGUGGUUUUCUGCUAAUGCUUUUUCCAAUGCCGUCACCGUACGGAACGCGUCGUUUGCCCGGUUCCUGCCCAAUCUCUUCCUCAAGUUUGUGAGGCUCCCCGCCAUGUUCGGAGGUAUCAUGAUUGGGGGUAUUGCUUGGAUACAAUAUCAGGCCAUACAGGUGAGCAACUCCGCUCUGGACAUGUAUGGGAGCAUGAAGGACACAAUCACCGGUACUGCCACGAACCUAUGGGGUGGCGCUGCGGAUAUUGCGGAGCAAACGAAACGAGGCUGGCAGAACACAAAGGAUCAGGUUGAAUUGCCGGACUGGGUCCAAAAGGUUCUGAGGAUCCAUGAAGACGUCGGGACAGGCCAGGGAGGAUCCGGCGGGCAAGGCGGCUCGGAGCCUCCGAAACAAAGUCGCGCUGGUGCUGCAGUUGCUGCCGGAGCUUCCGCUGCUGCUUACGGUUACGAGGCCUCUGCCGAAGACGACGAUCGGAGUCCGGAGGAGAUCGCCAAGGAUGAUCAGAUGAUGGUGUUCACAAAGAACAUGAUCGAGAUUCGAAACAUUCUGUCCAAGGUUGGCCAGUCGAGCACCCUCACACUGCCCUCCAUCGUCGUGAUCGGAUCCCAGUCAUCAGGAAAAAGUUCGGUUUUGGAGUCGAUUGUCGGACACGAGUUCCUUCCUAAGGGCUCGAACAUGGUCACCCGGAGACCCAUCGAGCUGACGCUUGUCAAUACCCCUGAAUCGACGGCCGAGUACGGCGAGUUCCCAGACCUAGGUCUGAGGAAGAUCACCGAUUUCUCGUCCAUCCAGAGGACCUUGACUGAGCUGAACCUGGCCGUGCCAGAUACCGAAUGCGUCUCUGAUGACCCCAUUCAUCUGAGGAUAUACUCCCCCAACGUCCCAGACCUAUCUCUCAUCGAUCUGCCGGGCUACAUCCAGGUUGUAGGACAGAACCAGCCUCUGGAACUGAAGCAGAAAAUUUCCGAACUCUGCGACAAGUACAUCCAGCCGCCGAACGUGAUUCUGGCAAUCUCGGCCGCCGACGUGGAUCUGGCCAACUCGGCAGCAUUGCGAGCCAGCCGAAGAGUCGACCCGAGAGGAGAGCGCACAAUAGGCGUGGUUACCAAGAUGGAUUUGGUUGACGCAACGCGUGGGGCCGUCAUCUUGACCGAUAAACAGUACCCCCUGCGUCUGGGCUACGUCGGGGUCGUCUCCAAGGUGCCCUCCAUGACGGGCCUGUUUAAGAGGGAUACGGGUAACCUGAUGGCCGCCAUCAGUCGAAAUGAGAACGCUUUCUUCUCGGCACACCCCCUGGAGUUUGGACCCGAAGCCGGGGUCAAUGUCGGGACCAUCACGUUGAGGAAGAAGUUGAUGAAUGUCUUGGAGCAAACAAUGUCAGCCAGCCUCCAAACGACUGGAGAUGCAAUACAGCAAGAACUGGAAGAAGCAACCUACGAAUUCAAGGUCCAAUACAACGACCGGCCGCUGUCUGCCGAGUCAUAUCUUGCCGAGAGUCUGGAUACUUUCAAGCACUCCUUUAAACAAUUUGCCGACUCCUUCGGGCGUCCACAGAUGCACGAAAUCCUGAAGACCACGCUAGACCAGCGAGUUCUCGAUCAACUAGCGGCCAGGUACUGGAACAAACCCAUCGCUGAUCUAUCAGUGCCACCCCCGGAACCCGAUAAUAUCGCGGAUCUGCCCAAGGCCGACCCGGACUCUCCCUACUGGCACCGUAAACUGGAUGCCUCGGCUUCUGCCCUCACAAAGCUGGGAGUUGGCCGUUUGGGCACCACAGUUGUGGCUUCUGCUAUCCAAUCGAACAUUGACAAGCUUAUCGACCAGUCUCCCUUCGUCAGCCAUCCGUUUGCUCGGCAAGCCAUCACCGAAGCCGCGUCGAGCAUCCUUAACGAGCGCUUUUACAGCACCAGCGACCAGGUCGAGAACUGCAUCAAGCCGUACAAGUUUGAGAUAGAUAUUGACGAGCGCGAGUGGAACCAGGGGAGAGAUCAUGUCGGUGGCGUCCUCAAGACUGAAUUGAGCCACUGCGAAGCCGCCAUGAAGAAUCUGGAGAACGCGGUGGGUGGCAAACGUAAGCUCAAGGAGGUCAUCAACUACAUCGACAAGGCGAGGAAAGGAGAUAUAGUCGUUGAGGGCGAGAGCAGAAGCGGUGCCGGCGGUUUUAGCGCUGCGUUGCUGGCGAAGGGGCGCGAAGCCGUCUUCUUGCGAGACCGGGCCGACAUCAUUAACAUGCGCCUGCUCGCAGUCAAGUCCAAGCAAUGCAAGAGCAUAAAGAACAAGUAUUACUGCCCGGAGGUCUUCCUCGACGCCGUGGCUACCAAACUAGCCGCGACCUCGGUUCUCUUCCUGAAUGUCGAGCUGCUAUCCGAGUUUUACUACCAGUUCCCGAGGGAGCUGGAUGUGAAGUUGGGCCGCCACUUGUCGGACGAGCAGAUCGAGAUGUUCGCCAAGGAAGACCCCAAAGUCAAGCGGCACCUCGAAGUCAUCCGCCGCAAGGAGCUCUUAGAGCUGGUCCUGGAGAAGAUGGAGAGCCUACGCCAGCUGGAGGGCCGAGACAGGGUUAAGCGUGGGCGGGAGAAGAAGACGACGGAGAAGCAGAGCGGCGGCCGUUGGGGCCUGUUUUGAGGGGAGGGCCAGCGGCAUGGCAUACUAAAUGACUGUUCAUGAUACGGACGACUCUGGAGUUGAGGUGGGUUCAUUCAUUCUGAUUGCGUCGAUUUGCGUCGUGAGCGCCUUCAACAGGCUGAAAUAAUAAAAGAAACAGCCAGUGCAGGGUCGCGACGUGUAGGAAUUCUCCGCCUCGUGUGUGGAUGGGCAAGAGGAUUAUAUAUAUACAAGCCGGAAGGGGGGCUAGAUGGGACCCAACUAUGUACAUAUGAAAGAAGAAAAAAUACCCUGCUCGACCACGAUAGUUAUCGUACCGGAAUAAAACCCUUUUCCUUUAGCCAAUACAAAUAGAUGCGG